This is a messenger RNA of Pelagomonas calceolata, 1158 nucleotides long. The record is from the annotation of a GenBank genome assembly. NCBI's taxonomy places the organism in Eukaryota, Pelagophyceae, Pelagomonadales, Pelagomonadaceae.
UACCUACGCCAGCCGCAGCGCCUCCGUCUGCUCAUUCGAUCGAUACCGAUGCGUGCGCAAUUGCUAUUCCAGCUCUUCGCCGCGACAGCGCUGGCAAAUAAGUUCAUGCCCACCAUAACCCUCCCCAAAUUCGGCAGAGCCCAGCCCGCGCGGAUCAACCAGCCGUCGAAAAAAGAUACAUACAUGGUGAAUGCCAACACGACGCGCCUCGUCGUGCUGAAAGUGCCGCACUCGGGCAGCACCUGGUUCGCCGCUUUGCUCAACCGCUUCCCGCGGAGCUACGUGAAGGAGGAGUCGAUUACCAAGACGACCUCGAACAACGUGGACCCGUCCGCAAUUCGCGAGCAUGUGGCGACUUCGUUAGUCCGGCCUACGGACAAGAUGGUCGCGUCGCGCAACGGCAAGCAUGCAUUUUCCCCACGGGCGAAGAAUUUCGACUGCGGCGGCUGCGAACUCGCACUGCUCGGCCUCACGAUGUGCCCCAUGCGCUCGGAGCCGCCCUACGAUUUUCCCAGGGGCGUCCCCGCCGCCAUCUUCCACCAGACCGUCAAGUUCAGGACGAUAUUUUGGGCGCGCACGAACGUCGUCAAGAUGAGUUUCGCCAGUAAUGGUUCAAAAAAUCGAACGAAGGCCUUCGUGAAGGAAAAGCCCUCCUGCGAUACGUUCGCAAGAACCCUGGGCUACAAAAUCGCACAACUGCGGUCGCUCGAUGCGCUUUAUGACGAACGACGGAAGGUGGACCCCGCACUCGUGUUAAAAGUGCGCUACGAGUCGAUGCAGCUCGACGAGGCGGGGACGCUCGCGACGGUCGCGCGCUUCCUCGGCGUUGACGCGCCGCGGCGGUUCCUGAAGAGUAGCACCGCCGUCGGCGAGAAGCGCGCCUCCGACGAUUUGAGGGACGUCGUCAAGAACUACGACGAGAUACACAAAUGGCUCGCGCCGAAGGGCGUCCUCGCGUCGCCUUGUCUCCUGAAAAUGCUCGAGGUGCGAGGGCCGCAGGUCUUCGCGCCCUGCCCGGCGCCGGCGCUCGUCGAGCGGACGGUCACGAGCCUGUCGCCCGCGAAGACGUGUCCCGGGCCACGCGGCGGGGGCACCAGUGGAGAUCCUUUGUCACAUCAAAGGACAAAACGACACGACGGACGGCGCGCCUACUUCUGA